Molecule: messenger RNA, 1254 nt
Organism: Amorphotheca resinae ATCC 22711
Lineage: Eukaryota; Fungi; Ascomycota; Leotiomycetes; Helotiales; Amorphothecaceae
Exons: 2
Coding region: 285-1055 (256 amino acids)
Molecular function (GO): protein binding
Source: RefSeq, a predicted model, not a curated record
UCCGUCAGUCUAAAACCCGGCUGCCUACCUAGUUGUAAAGAUUAAUCAUUUGGAUUGUUUGUGUAGAAGUAAUCCUGCCCCUAGUACAGAUUCUAAGUGAUAAACGGUCAAACACCCAACUGCAUGAUGUCGGCCAACACUGCACCAUCAACAACUCAAGGCCUAACUUUGCACACGUCGCAACCUUUUAACAGAGCUUCCUUGAGACACCGCGAUCAACGUGAGUGAUAUUGAUCUGAAAAGCUCUAAUCGCAAGCCUCUGGUCUUAGACCACACAUCUCAAGAUGUCAACCUCAUUUGAAACGAUACUCCUUUCUCGCCCUUUCAGAUUCAUUGUCGAUACCGAUAAGGUUCCAAUCACGGUUCAUGAGGCCGCGGUCGCCCAGCAGUCCCCUGCGUUGGCUGCGCUCAUGCAAAGCGAAAUGUCAGAGGGCAUAGCUGGCGAAGCCAGGUGGGACGAUGUGGAUAAGGGAACCUUUGCACGAUUUAUCCAAUUUGUAUACACAGGAGAUUACUCGGUCCCACAGAGCUGUGUCGUAGAUGUGAGCGAUCAGCACGCAAAGCGUGUAUCAUAUCCAAAGCCGGCGCCUGCUGAGCAGCCUGCUGGCCCUGCUCUCCCCCGCUUCAGUUCUCUUAGCUACCCCACACCUAAAACUCAAUCCAAUAUGGCAAAAGCAAGCGACAACCUGGGCAAGACGAAUAGCAAGGUGCUCCUAGCUCAUGCUUCGCUCUAUGUCUUGGCGGAAAAGUGGGGAGUUGAUACUCUAAAACAGUUGGUUUUGUCCAAGCUUCACCAAACCCUCAGCGGGGUUCGACUCGACGCAUCAAAGGUUCAAGAUCUUGUCGACCUCGCACGCUACAUAUACUCAGAUGAACGAACUCCUGGCUUGAGACAUGGGAUCGAUAAGCUAAGGGAGUUGAUUUGUUAUUACAUAGCCGACAAUGGUAGGGUUACUUCCGAGCAUGCUAUGUUCGCAGCUUUACUUAGGGAAGAAGGAGAUCUGGCGUCAGAUCUGUGGAAAAUUGUGGGAUCAAGAAUCUGUAUCGCGAAAUAAUAGGCCGUGGCUCUAGAUGCAACGGAGGAAUGCCUUACCCAGCGUGUUCCCUUCACUCUGGAGGUGGAAACCAAAUAUGCUAAGAAGGCUAGCAAUGUUGUUUACUUGGUUCUCACGCCUUGCAUAAGGCAUGCUAUUGUGAUCCGAACUCGAGGUACUAAUCGUUCGGUUGGAACUCCCACCUAAUCCUUGGUUAAUC